AUGGUCAGUCCCGCACUCAAACGGAACGCGGACCACCUCUCUGGCCCAGCAGCCGAUAGCAAAAAGCCCAAGGGUGGAAGCAUCACCGCUUUUUUCGGGGUUCCCAAGCCCAAGGCUCUUAGUACGCAGACGAACGGCUCGGGGAGCAAUGGUACAGCUCCAGCGCCGCGGUCUACCUCGUUCAAUAAAGAGAAGUGGGUGGCUGGCUUAACGGCGGAGCAGAAGGAGCUGUUGCAGUUGGAGAUUGACACUCUGGACGAGAGUUGGCUGGCACAUCUCAAGGAGGAAAUUGUGACGCCGGAGUUCUUGAAUCUGAAGCGGUUCUUGAAGAAAGAGAAGGAAGGGAAAGCUAAGAUCUUUCCUCCGGAGGAGGAUGUGUAUUCCUGGUCCAGACACACCCCCCUCCACACCGUCAAAGUAGUCAUAAUCGGCCAAGACCCCUACCACAACGACAACCAAGCCCACGGCCUCUGCUUCUCCGUUCGCCCACCCACCCGCGCACCCCCCUCCCUCCUAAACAUCUACAAGGGAAUCAAAAAGAACUACCCGGACUUCGUCGCACCGCCAAACAACGGAGGCCUGCUCACCCCUUGGGCCGAGCGGGGCGUCCUCAUGAUCAACACUUGUCUGACUGUGCGCGCACACCAGGCCAACAGCCACUCCGGCAAGGGGUGGGAGAAGUUUACGCAAAAGGCGAUUGACCUUGUUGCACGGGUGCGGAACAAUGGCGUCGUGUUUUUGGCGUGGGGGAAACCUGCGGGCACGAGGGUUGCUAAGAUUAAUAAGUCGAAGCAUUGUGUUUUGCAGUCUGUGCAUCCGAGUCCGUUGAGUGCUCAUCAUGGAUUUUUCGACAAUGGUCAUUUCAAGAAAUGUAAUGACUGGUUGGCGGAACGGUAUGGUGAAGAUGGAAUUAUUGAUUGGAGUCUCGUGCCGAGUAAGAAGGCUGUCGUGUCGCCGGCGUCUGACAAGGAGAACUCGGCUGCUUUGGCGAAUGUCUCGUCUCCCGUGGAGAAGAGUGGUGAGACGGUGGAGGGGGAUUCGGUCAAGGCUACUCCUGCAGAGGAUGAGUUUGACGAUGAUGAUGCUCUGGAGGCACUCGUUGCGGCGGAGAAGGAGGAAGCUAAGAAGAUAUGA
This is a messenger RNA of Penicillium cataractarum, 1134 nucleotides long. Its product is annotated as uracil-DNA glycosylase. Gene Ontology annotation, cellular component: nucleus; mitochondrion. The coding region runs from base 1 to 1134 and encodes 377 amino acids. Gene Ontology annotation, biological process: base-excision repair, AP site formation via deaminated base removal; base-excision repair. Gene Ontology annotation, molecular function: uracil DNA N-glycosylase activity. The transcript is spliced from 3 exons. Lineage: Eukaryota; Fungi; Ascomycota; Eurotiomycetes; Eurotiales; Aspergillaceae. The record is from RefSeq and is a predicted model, not a curated record.